Linum trigynum is the source of this 3172-nucleotide messenger RNA. The record is from the annotation of a GenBank genome assembly. NCBI's taxonomy places the organism in Eukaryota, Viridiplantae, Streptophyta, Magnoliopsida, Malpighiales, Linaceae.
CUGUGCCGGAGGGCGGGCCAGCACACCCUCUUGGCCGGCCCUGUGGGGCGGGUAUUACCCGACCCGCAUUAGCGUGGGGCGGGGCAUGGAUAUCAACUUCCGACCCGCCCUGCCCCGCCCCGCCCCAUUCUUACCCCGUUCUAUGUCAAUUUUUUACCCCAUCCAUUCAUAUAUCUCCUAUUUUGACUUUUAUUCAACUAUUUAGAUUUGAUCUUUCAACUAAAUAGACUCAAUUACUUAUUAUAUUAUCACUAUUAUUCAUUCAUCAAGUAUUUUUCCCUUCGUUUUAUCAUAAAAAGUAAAAUUGUGCGUGUAUUUUUCUCAAAUAAUAUGUAAAAGUAGGUCGACUCGCUCCGCCCCGUUCCCGCGCGGGUAUUAUCCGCCUCUACCCGUACUAACGUGGGACGGGUCAUGGGUAUUGAGGUACCCGCCCUGACCCAUUCACUGGAGGAAAGUUCCAUAUACAUACAAUUACAGCGCAAACAAACAAACAAACAAAUACAGGUUUAGAAAAAAGGAAAUACUUCAGGUAGUGAAAGCUAACACAAGUUAAAUUAAGGAACUGGACAGUAACUUAAUCCAUAUUCAUGACGUGGACCAAUCAGAACGCCAGCAUAUGGCGCGAGAAAGGGACGAAGGACAGACUGUCCUUCGGCAGGGCGGGAAUCCCAUACCCUUAAAAAAAGGCAACCAGAAGAAGAAGAAAAAAAAGUGCCCGGCUGUGAGAACGGUCACAUGGGCAGCGGGCCCCACCAUUUAACGAGAAAAUAAAAACGAACAAAAAAAAAGAAGUACUGAAAUUUAAAUUUUGUACCAGGCGACGACAAACCUGCUGUACCGUUUUCGGUUUUUCAUCAAUCAGCAAAACAGAGCUGCGGUAUAAAUCUCGACGCCGCGGCUUGUGUCCAGCUUCGUCUCCUCAACAACAUCGAAGAAAAAGAAGGCCGACGCGAUCCUCCGGUGGUUUUGGCUUCGUUUUAGGAAGGAAGGAGACCUUGGCUUCUCUCUCUCUCUCUCUCUCUCUCUCUGCGCGGCUCUCCAGAGCACAAAAAAGUGUCAGUUUGGUUUCCGCAGAGAGAGGAGAAGAAAAAAAAAACCCCAAGAAAGCAGAAAACAUAAAAUGGCAGUUUCAAGAGUCGCCGUUACCGCUGUCGCCGUCGCACUCAUCUUCGCCAUUGCCUUGCCUGCAGCAGUUCAGGCUCAGGGCAUGGCUCCGGCUCCGGCCCCUGCCGCCAUCAGCGAUGGGACGUCGAUUGACCAAGGAAUCGCUUACGUGCUGAUGCUGCUGGCUUUGGUGUUGACUUACCUGAUUCAUGCGGCAGAUGUGACUCCCAGCUUCUAAAUUAGACGAGGAGAUGAUGAUGAAGAGCAGGAAGGAAUUGAUUUCGUGAUUCAUUUCUUUGUCAAUUGGGUUUUGGAACCUUGGUCUUCUGUAUUAAAGGUGGUCCUCUGGUUUGCCUGUGUAUUUAUUGUUUUGAUCAUGGAGGACGAGUUGGGAUCUCUUUCGUAUUUGGUGAAGAAGUAGAAGAAGAACAAAUGUGGGGUGUGUUAAGUGGGGAUUCCAGUGGCAAUUGCUAAUGUUAUCAUCUUGUUUGGUGGGCUUAUCUUUCUUUCCUGCUCCCGUCCCUUUCAUUAUUCUCUUCAAAGUUUAGCAGCAUAGUCAUGGCAUUACUUUGAAGAAUCAAAUCAUUGCAGCAGUGCAACUCAGACGCCAAUGAAACCCGGAGCAACGAUUUCAUUUGUUGAGAAACAGAAAGUAUCUGGCAUUUGGAUGACACAGUGUAGGUAGCAACAGUAUAUAAGAACAAAGAUUAAAUUGGUCUUUCAAAGUUUUACAUCUUUGUGUGAGGAAACAGCAAAAGAGCAAAAACAAUCUGAGAGAGUCGGGUUCGAGAUCGAAGAAUGUCAGAAUCUUCACUCUCCUCCAGAUAAUCACAAGCUAGGAUUCUUCAGACAUCUAGCGACUAGCAAGUGAAGUCCUUGAAUUGAAAAGACAUGAACUUCACACACCCUAAGAGGAAGAUGGAUCGGACAAGGGCCAAGAGUAUGCUAACUCAAACCUUUCUUGGGUGAUACCCCUGCUUCUUUGUUGGCCUCAUCUGCGAGGGAGAACUUCUUCACAUUCUGCAGAUGAAACAAUGGCAUAUACCAAAACCCAAAAGAGGAAAUAUCAGUAGCAUACAAAUGGACCAAGAGAACUCCAUUCAAUCCAAGGACCAAGAGAACUCAUCAAUUAUCAGAUCACUGAUCACCAAAUGUUCCAACUUCACAGAAGCACAGUUUUUGCCUCAAAUCUCUUAGCAUUCCCCGAGUGCAGGCCGCGAAUUUCAGACCAGACUGGUGCACUUGACUAGUGCUGCAGAUUGUACUAAUUCUUCCCCUAAUGCUCUCUUUUAACAACAUUGCAGAUUGUACUAAUUCUCAAACACAGGGCACCUUCGACUAUACAAGCUGCCAAAGCAGCAGAGGACCCAAUUUUACAGGCACCAAAACAUCCAACGACGGCAGAGAAAAAUAUCGCACAACAAUGGGCAAAAUCGAAUCGAUUUUUGUUUCGUUUACCUGCUUCACGGCACAAUCUCGCAAGGCCUGCAAGAGGCGGAGGCAUUUGUCAUUGUCGUAUGGCGAUUCAGCCACGCAGUUGAGCAGAUCCACCGCUUCUUGGCCGCACACCGCCACCGCCUUCUCCAUCGUUCGUUUGCCGCCGCCGCCGCUGCUGCUGCUUCCUAGAACUGACGAAGAUAAACCCUUGUGCAAGAAGAAAGGGGGUUUAGCGGGUUUUUUUAAUCUCUCUAGCGAGCGAGUUCGGUUCUUGUGCGCCACCGCCCGCUGUUUUUCACGGCUCGCACAGCGACUUAGGUAGGGAAGUCAAGCCACGCGCUAAGUCUGCGAUUUCUUUUCUUCGUCGCCGAGUUUGACUCAGCCUUCCUCUCAGUUGGAAUUGGGUUGGGCCAGAGUACACGUUGUCUGGGCUUCUCCGAAUAAGGAUUGCUUAUUCGGCCAACUUCGGAAAGGGCCCAACUAAUGAAGCAGAGCCCAGAAAGUCGGCCUACCUGUUUCAUUUUUGCUGAAGAGAGGCAGGCCCGGUGUCUCACAUGGGACUACUUGUGGAAAAUGUUUUGCUGGGGCGGUGGGUGCAAAGCAAAAAAUUCAAUAAGGACAUCUAUUUUUU